Molecule: messenger RNA, 2355 nt
Organism: Alnus glutinosa
Lineage: Eukaryota; Viridiplantae; Streptophyta; Magnoliopsida; Fagales; Betulaceae
Product: pentatricopeptide repeat-containing protein At3g14580, mitochondrial
Exons: 1
Coding region: 590-1792 (400 amino acids)
Molecular function (GO): protein binding
Source: RefSeq, a predicted model, not a curated record
CAAAAAAAUCCUAUACUUACCUAGCCCAGCCGCUGUCCUUAGUCGCUCCCAAUCUCCUUCAUUCCUACCGGAACCGAUCUCUCCCAUUUUCCCACCUUGUGCUCGCCGGGCUGAGAACGAAGACGGACCGCCGGUUGUGUGAACAGGUUUUUUCCCUCCGGUAGUCGUGAGGGGAACGUAGUGGUGGGUGGCGGCCGUUGGUGUUUAGCAGGGUAAUCUGCAUUUGUGUAAUUUGUGAAAGAAAGGGGGCGUUUGGUUACAGGCUCAAAUCCAUCCGGGUGUGCUUAUUUAUUCCUAUUCUUGUACGAGUAUAUACUUAUUCUAGUGUACAGAUUGUGUUAUACUAUAUUUUGGUGUUGGUAUCGUAGAAUGUUUGGUUGUGAUCAUUGUUUUGUUCGUGCCUUGUUCAUGUCCUCCUGAGUCCUCCAUUACUAUUUCUGACAUCUAGUUACUUUUUGUGGCAAAAAUUUUAUUUCCAUUGAAUGGUAUGACCCUCUGAUGCUGCAACGGUAGUUACAGUACGUAGUUCACACCAACAGCAAGAAGAAGAACUAAACAGACACCCCAAACUUUGCUUACUAGAGAGGCAAUGAUUCGACGUUCUAUUAUAACCUACAUUAAUAAAAAAGCUCACCAUGCAGUCUUUCACUAUAUAUCAACCGAUUCUUCUUCUUCUAUGAUCCCUUCUUCUCCACUGCCGCCCCAAGAUUCUCUUACCCUCAACAGACUCAACCACAAGGACUGGUUGGCCCCAAAUGAGGUUUUGAAAAUUAUCAAAGCCCUCAAAGACCCUAGCUCAGUGAUCACACUCCUGGACCGCUACGCAAAGCGUAAGGACUAUAAACCCAAUGAAGUUCUGUACACUUUGGUCAUCAACAAGUUUGUUCAGGCCAACAUGUUUGAUGCCGUUGAAGAUGUCAUGCAAAGAAUCAGAGCCCAAGAGCACUCUUGCCAGUUGUCUGAUGAGUUCUUCUACAAUGUUAUCAAGAUUUACGGCAAUGUGGCCGGUCGUAUAAGCAAAGCAAUCGAUACCCUUUUCGAUAUGCCAAAGUAUAAUUGCUGGCCUACGGUGAAAACCUUUAACUUUGUGCUGAACUUGCUUGUUUCAGCGAAACUGUUUGAGGUUGUCCAUGAGGUAUACAUGGGUGCUCCUAAGUUGGGUAUUGAGGUCGAUGCUUGUUGUCUUAAUAUACUCAUCAAGGGGUUGUGUGAAUGUGGUAAAUUGGAGGCUGCGUUUCACGUGCUCGAUGAAUUUCCUAAGCAAAAGUGUAAACCAAAUGUGAGGACGUUCUCGACGCUAAUGCAUGCUUUGUGUGAGCGUGGGAAGGUUGAUGAAGCAUUUGGCUUGUUUGAAAGGAUGGAAAAGGAGGGGAUUUUUCCGGACACGAUCACAUUCAAUAUUUUGAUUGCAGGGCUGAGGAAAGAAGGGAGAGUUGAAGAGGGGAAGGAGCUUCUGGAGAGAAUGAAGCACAAAGGGUGUUAUCCGAAUUCAGGGUCUUAUCAGGAGGUUUUGUACGGUUUACUUUAUAGCGAGAAGUUUGUUGAGGCAAAGGAGUUUACGGGUGGGAUGAUCUCGGAGGGUUUAAGUCCAAGUUUUGUGUCUUACAAGUUAAUGGUUCGUGGCCUAUGCAAGAAAAAUCUUUUGGGUGAUGUGGAUUGGGUUCUGAAGCAGAUGGUGCGUCAAGGUUUUAUCCCAAAGAGGGGGAUGUGGAAGCGGAUUCUACGAAGCAUGUUUCCAGGAAAGAACAGAUGUAGCAGCAGCAUUUCUUAUGAAGAGAUUGUUGGGAAUUAGCUAACUUGAAAAAGAUGAGCAGUUCUGUUGCCAAAACAAGGGGACCUCACAAUGAUUUUGCACACACCAUGUGGUCAUUUUAGGUGGUAUGGAUGUGUCUUGUGUUUGCUAUGUGCUGGUAAUAUGUAUUGUUGUAUAAAAGCGAAGCAGUUCGGCCAGAUUUUACCUAAAGAAACCAUAAUAAACAUAAAAUACAUGCUGCUUUUGGAAGUCUCUUGUAGAAUCCCUCAGACAAGGGGUUACUUACUUUCUCAGACACCUUGGAAUGAAUAACAGAAGUGCUUCUAACUCUAUUUUUCUAUCAGCUUUGAAAUACUCACGUUUUCCUUUCUCUCACCAGGUGGACUUAAUAUACAAAGAAAACAAUUUCAGUUUGAAUUGUCUGUUAUGCCAGUUCCUAAUUAAAGAAGAAAGAAAGAGCCAAUGGAGACUUUUGCAACUUCAAUUUUACAACCUUUUUUCCUUUCCUUAUUGUUGGACUGGUCUAUAUAUGAACCUGUUGGACAAAUUAUGUAGGCUUCAGAAAUCAGAACAGCCUGCGGAGAAUUUGGAGUAUGAAAACC